Pleurotus ostreatus (oyster mushroom) is the source of this 681-nucleotide messenger RNA. RefSeq lists its product as uncharacterized. NCBI's taxonomy places the organism in Eukaryota, Fungi, Basidiomycota, Agaricomycetes, Agaricales, Pleurotaceae. The coding region runs from base 1 to 681 and encodes 226 amino acids. The transcript is spliced from 3 exons. The record is from RefSeq and is a predicted model, not a curated record.
AUGGAGAAUCUUCUUAGGGCCUCCACUCCCGCCAUCCUCCCCACCCCUGCCAUUCCCAUCCCCGCCAUUCCCAUCCCCACCAUUCCCAUCCCCGCCAUUCCCAUCCCCGCCAUUCCCAUCCCCGCCAUUCCCAUCCCCGCCAUUCCCGCCCCCCAGGUCCCCUUCAGUUCCCUUGAUCCUACUUCUUUGUGGGCUCCUACUGACAUUCCUCCGGAUGCCUCCAAGACCACGCUUUCCCAGGCAGCGCUUAGGGGAUACUUACACGAGUCGGACAUAACGCUGAUACGCGAGUCCAAAAACUCCGCCCCCUUAGGCAACACGGUGGCGUUCAUAUGGGAUCUCGUCGAUGACGGUUUCGGUAUAGGGGGGCCAACGCGAUCAUUCUUGGACUUGGCAUUUGAAUACUGUCCAGCGUCUUGUUGUCUUUUAGCCUUUUUCGAGUCUCGCGGGACAGAUUUGGGGAAAGAUCUAUCUACUCAAGCUUCUCUUGCAUCUAGCCCCAAAACUCGUUCCGCUUUGAAAAAAUGGGGUAAGAAUCAGAGAAAAGCGGUGAACGACGAUGAUCAUCAUUAUCAUCAUUGUCAUCGUCCUGAGGAUGACCAUGACAAUGAGGAGGAGGAGGAGGAGGAGGAGGAGGAGGAGGAGGAGGAGGAGGAGGAGGAUGAGCUGGAAGAUGACUGA